This is a messenger RNA of Carya illinoinensis, 441 nucleotides long. RefSeq lists its product as uncharacterized. Gene Ontology annotation, molecular function: nucleic acid binding; RNA-DNA hybrid ribonuclease activity. The record is from RefSeq and is a predicted model, not a curated record. Bases 1 to 441 code for a protein of 146 amino acids. NCBI's taxonomy places the organism in Eukaryota, Viridiplantae, Streptophyta, Magnoliopsida, Fagales, Juglandaceae. The transcript has a single exon.
AUGAGAAACGAAACUGUUUUACAAUGGAAACUUCCACCAUGUGGUAAGCAGAAACUGAAUUUUGAUGCGGCAUUAUUUCAUGAUAUAAAUUUUGCUGGUGUUGGGGUUAUUCUUAGGAAUGAAGUUGGGGAGGUGGUGUUUGCUUUAAGUAGGAAGGAAAUUGGGGUUUCUGCAGUAGAUGGUAUUGAAGCUCUAGCAUUUUUUAGAGGGUUACAGAUGUUACUCAACAUGGGUUGUAAUGGGCUGAUUAUAGAAGGAGAUUCAAUGCAUGUAAUUGAUGAUAUUAAAUCAAGGGAACCAAGGUUUACAUCACAGGUGCCUAUUAUUAAGGAAAUACAGCAGAUUCUGAGGCAUUUGUCAGAUUGGGAAUUAAGCCAUGUGGGUAGAUGGGGAAAUGAAGCCGCUCAUUUUGCUAGCAAGACAUGCUUGUACGGUGGAUGA